AUGGCGACGAGAGGUACGAAGGGUACCUCGUCAUUCGGUAAGCGACGGAAUAAGACACACACCUUGUGUCGUCGAUGUGGGUCCAAGGCAUACCAUUUGCAGAAAUCUACCUGUGGGAAAUGUGGUUACCCUGCUAAGCGUAAGAGAAAGUAUAACUGGAGUGCAAAGGCUAAAAGACGCAACACCACUGGUACUGGUCGCAUGAGGCACCUGAAAAAGGUCUACCGUCGAUUCAGGAAUGGAUUCCGUGAGGGAACCACACCGAAGCCCAAGAGAGCAGCUGUUGCAGCCUCCAGUUCAUCGUAAAGACUCAUCUACUUGUUAAAAUAAAUGGUCUUAUUCAGAAAAU
Molecule: messenger RNA, 349 nt
Organism: Nipponia nippon (crested ibis)
Lineage: Eukaryota; Metazoa; Chordata; Aves; Pelecaniformes; Threskiornithidae
Source: RefSeq, a predicted model, not a curated record